Aspergillus alliaceus is the source of this 2015-nucleotide messenger RNA. Its product is annotated as putative phthalate transporter. Bases 356 to 1813 code for a protein of 485 amino acids. NCBI's taxonomy places the organism in Eukaryota, Fungi, Ascomycota, Eurotiomycetes, Eurotiales, Aspergillaceae. Gene Ontology annotation, cellular component: membrane. Gene Ontology annotation, biological process: transmembrane transport. Gene Ontology annotation, molecular function: transmembrane transporter activity. The transcript has 9 exons. The record is from RefSeq and is a predicted model, not a curated record.
UUUUGUGGGGUCGCCAUCUUCCAAUUGAGAUAGCGAUCACUAUUCCAAGGCCGAGGUAACAUGCCGAUUCUAGUCGGCUACUCUGCUUACCUUCUGUGUUCCAGUCCGGUGGUACGAUAGAUGGCGUUUAGCUCGUUUGACACCGGGUCUUUGCAGGCUUAUGCCGUGCCACCAACGGAGAAAAGAGGCGAUAGCGACCAAAACUUUAAGUGGGUAGUGAAUAUGAGACAACCAUGGCAUACCGCCUCUAUAUAAUGCUGCUGGUGCGCGCGUUGGUCACUGUGUCCCCUCCUCUCGGCGUCCCACCACCCCUGUCUGCUCCCGGAAUUCACGCCUAGGAGCGAGAAAUUCAAUCAUGUCAUUUUCAAACAGUGAAAAGAUUAUCAGUGAAGAUUCUAGGAUUGAAGAUAUUAAUCAGCCUGCCUUAAAUGAUGUCGACUACGAUGAGGAAUACUCAUACGAGGAGCAGCGCAAGAUCAUCCACCGGGUGGAUAGACGUCUCGUCACCAUGACAGGCCUAGCAUAUUGUGUGUCUCUCAUGGACAGGACAAAUCUCAGUAUGGCCGCUGUUGCGGGCAUGACCAAAGAGCUGGGAUUGACCGUCGGUACCCGAUACUCCAUCAUUGUUCUCAUCUUCUUCGUCCCCUAUGUGAUCUUCCAGCCGCCAAUGACAGUCAUAACACGAAAAGUAGGGCCCACCUACUUCCUGGGGUCCAUUGUCAUUCUCUGGGGAGCAAUUCUUGUCGGAAUGGGGUUUACAAAGAAUUGGACGCACAUGGUCGCGACACGUGCAAUCCUGGGCCUUCUUGAAGCAGGAUACUUCCCUGGUUGUGUCUAUCUUUUGUCUAGCUGGUAUACUCGGUUUGACGUACAAAAGCGUUUCUCGGUCUUCUACCUGAUCGGUUGCGUAGCAUCAGCAUUGGCCGGUAUCCUUGCUUUUGGGCUAAUGCAGAUGAAAGGGCUCCAGGGCCUGGGAGGCUGGAGAUGGAUUUUUAUCAUGGAAGGAGUGAUCACAGGAGCAAUUGGCAUCCUGACCAUCAUUUUCCUGGUUGACUUCCCCGAUAGGGCAUACAAGUCUUGGAGGUUCCUUAGUGAGAAGGAAUGCGCUUUCAUUGUCCGCCGAAUUAACCGCGAUCGUUCCGAUGGAGACGAGGAGCCAUUCUCCAUUAAGCGCUUUCUGUUACCUGCUCUGGACCUGAAGAUCUGGGGCUUUGCUAUGAUCUUUUUCUGUACUACGACUGUUACUUACGCAAUCGCAUAUUUCCUCCCUAUCAUUCUCGAACAUGGUAUGGGUUUCAGCACCGGUGCCGCACAAUGCCUAGUUGCACCACCCUUUGCGAUGGCCGGCAUUGUCAUGUACGCAACAGCCUGGGUUGGUGACAAAUAUCGUGUCCGAGGAGUAAUCGUGGUCUUCAACUCUUUGCUCUGCAUCAUUGGACUCCCUAUUAUGGGGUUUGCGAAAGGUAACGCUGCGCGAUACGUGGGCGUGUUCUUCGCCGUGGCCGGUGCCAACUCCAACAUCCCGGCUUGUAUGGCGUAUCAAGCGAACAAUGUUCGCGGCCAAUGGACCCGCGCCUUUUCUAGCGCUACAUUGGUCGGAUUUGGUGGGAUCGGAGGAAUCGUGAGCAGUUUGGUCUUUAGAUCCCAGGAUGCACCUGGCUACCGACCGGGCAUGUGGACUACUAUUGCAUGCAACCUCCUCAUUUUAGUCAUUGUGGCAGCUCUAAGCUUCUGGUUCCGCCUGUCCAAUCAACAAGCAGACCGUGGGAAGCGUGUCAUUGAGGGGUCCCCGGACUUUCGGUAUACCUUGUGAUUUUUUCUUUAUGAUCUCCAUACGCACGUGGGAAGUAAUGUACCUAGCCGGUGGGUUAUAUCUAGAGGUACUGAGUGACGUUGACCGUUCUAUGUCUAGCACCUUGAGAUAUGAAAUUUGUUGCAUAAAGUAAACCCCUUAUAUAAUCCAAAUGCUGACAGACCCUACACAAGGUGUACCAACUCCAUGUAAUCGCCCGGAU